Acanthosepion pharaonis is the source of this 1497-nucleotide messenger RNA. NCBI's taxonomy places the organism in Eukaryota, Metazoa, Mollusca, Cephalopoda, Sepiida, Sepiidae. The record is from the annotation of a GenBank genome assembly.
AUGCCAUCCCUCGCCAGUUCGCCAUUACCAUCCAUCGAGCUUACCAUCCCGCGCCAGUUCGCCAAUACCACCCCACGAGCUUGCCAUCCCUCGCCAGUUCGCCAUUACCAUCACUCGAGCAUGCCAUCCCUCGCCAGUUCGCCAUUACCAUCCAUCGAGCAUGCCAUCCCACGCCAUUUCGCCAUUAUCAUCCCUCGAGCAUGCCAUCCCUCGCCAGUUCGCCAAUACCACCCACGAGCUUGCCAUCCCUCGCCAGUUCGCCAAUACCACCCCAAUGAACUUGCCAUCCCUCGCCAGUUCGCCAUUAUCAUCCCCGAGCAUGCCAUCCCUCGCCAGUUCGCCAUUACCAUCCCCUCGAGCAUGCCAUCCCCUCGCCAGUUCGCCAUUACCAUCCCUCGAGCUAGCCAUCCUCGCCAGUUCGCCAUUACCAUCCCACGAGCUUGCCAUCCCUCGCCAGUUCGCCAUUACCAUCCCUCGAGCAGCCAUCCCUCACAAAUUCGCCAUUACCAUCCAUCGAGCAUGCCAUCCCUCGCCAGUUCGCCAAUACCACCCCACGAGUUUGCCAUCCCUCGCCAGUUCGCCAUUAUCAUCCCUCGAGCAUGCCAUCCCUCACCAGGUCGCCAUUACCAUCCAUCGAGCUUGCCAUCCCUCGCCAGUUUGCCAUUACCAUCCAUCGAGCUCGCCAUCCCUCGCCAGUUCGCCAAUACCACCCCACGAGCUUGCCAUCCCUCGCCAGUUCGCCAUUACCAUCCAUCGAGCUUGCCAUCCCUCGCCAGUUCGCCAAUACCACUCCACGAGCUUGCCAUCCCUCGCCAGUUCGCCAUUAUCAUCCCUCGAGCAUGCCAUCCCUCGCCAGUUCGCCAUUACCAUCCAUCGAGCUUGCCAUCCCUCGCCAGUUUGCCAUUACCAUCCAUCGAGCUCACCAUCCCUCGCCAGUUCGCCAAUACCACCCCACGAGCUUGCCAUCCCUCGACAGUUCGCCAUUACCAUCACUCGAGCAUGCCAUCCCUCGCCAGUUCGCCAUUACCAUCCAUCGAGCAUGUCAUCCCUCGCCAGUUUGCCAAUACCAUCCCUUAUCAUCUUUGCCGAACGUAUCUAUCUACCUAUCUACCUAUCACUGUUCAUAUGUAUCACUUUUCAUAUCUAUGUUCAGAUGUAUCUCUGUACAUAUCUAUCUAUCUAUCUAUCUAUCUAUCUAUCUAUCUAUCUAUCUAUCUAUCACUGUUCAUAUGUAUCACUUUUCAUAUCUAUGUUCAUAUGUAUCCCUGUUCAUUAUCUAUCUAUAUAUCUAUCUAUCUAUCUAUCUAUUUAUCUAUCUAUCUAUCUAUCUAUCUAUCUAUCUAUCUAUCUAUCUAUCUAUCUAUCUAUCACUGUUCAUAUGUAUCACUUUUCAUAUCUAUGUUCAGAUGUAUCUCUGUUCAUAUCUAUCUAUCUAUCUAUCUAUCUAUCUAUCUAUCUAUCUAUCUAUCUAUCUAUCUAUUUAAUUCUUUUUUAUAA